This is a messenger RNA of Sinocyclocheilus anshuiensis, 1120 nucleotides long. Its product is annotated as CDK5 and ABL1 enzyme substrate 2-like. The record is from RefSeq and is a predicted model, not a curated record. The transcript is spliced from 3 exons. The coding region runs from base 1 to 354 and encodes 117 amino acids. Lineage: Eukaryota; Metazoa; Chordata; Actinopteri; Cypriniformes; Cyprinidae. Gene Ontology annotation, biological process: regulation of cell cycle.
AUGUGCUGUCUGAAGAGGGAAAUCCAUUCAGUAGGAGAGGAGUCUUCCUUGCAGCCGGUCACCAUAGCCAUGGCAUUUGUGUACUUUGAGAAGCUGGUCCUACAGGGGCGUCUCAACAAGCAGAACAGGAAGCUGGUGGCGGCCGCGUGCAUUCUACUCGCCGCCAAGAUCAGCAGCGACCUGAAGAAACAAGAGGUCAAGCAACUGAUCGACAAACUAGAGGAGAGGUUCCGGAUUAGCCGUCGAGAGCUGAUUGCUUUAGAGUUCACUAUCUUGGUGGCUCUGGAAAUGGCACUUUACCUACCGGAGAGUAAAGUCAUGCCCCACUACCGCAGACUGGUGCAGCAGACCUGACGUGGGUAGAGCGGAGGGCUCAGGAACGUUGUGAAUAUGCAGAUGAGAUGCAUAAAGCAGUCAAAAGUGUGGGACUCCGCGUUCCCUCCAUUGCAGUUUGAGGUAACAGAGCGAAUACAUAUCAACACGAAGCUCUAAGGAAGAACUGACGUUCCAAAUGAUGCUUUAUAUAGCAAUCUGGCCAGCGGCUUUUCUUUUCAUGGCUGUCUGUUUUUGUGACCACCAUGGGAAUACUGCUGAGGAAAACCGCACAGAUCUUCUUUUAUUGAAAACAGAAGGUUUUAAGACUCAAAUGACAAGGGAGAAGCUUUAACUCCUGCUACUUCACUUGUGUGCAUGCAUGUUUGUAACAUUCCGUAUCUAUUUACCAUAAAUAACUUUUAUUUUAGACCUCUCCUUUUGUAUAGAACAACCUACCAUUCACUGUAUCACUAAAGCACUUUAAAACAACAAAAAAAACAACAACUAAGCAUGUAAACGUUAUGCAAUAAUAAUAUAGUCAUUAGCACAGAUCACAUAAUAUACUGUAUAUGCACUUACUUUAGUAGCGUACUCAGAAAGUGUUAUUGAGUGACUGACUAAAUCUACCUUAAUAUUCAGACCUAAUAUGUUCACUGUCGUUGAUAAGGCUUGAUUUUACUGUGAAGAGUGCUCUAUAUUAGAGCUGAUUUCAAGAAAAGCACAUUUUCAGUGCUGCCGUGGUAUUCUCACUUUUUCUUUUUUUUAUAGAAUUUUUUAAAAAUCCUCUUUUAAAUUCCACAGAAGA